UUCAUUCCCUCCCUCGUCUCUUUCUUUCAAGCUGAACUCUCUCUCUAUUUUCGAAAAUUCUUUUUUCUUUGCUCGCAACAAUCCUAGCAUCUCUUUGUUUUCAAGCUCAAACUUCUCUCUCUAUUUUCGAAGAAUUUGAUAUUUUUUUUGCUCGCAACAAUGGGCGGUGGAGAAGUUGGCCCUGCUAUUGGAAUCGAUCUUGGCACGACCUACUCGUGCGUGGCUGUGUGGAAAAAAAACCGUGUGAAGAUCAUAGCCAACGACCAAGGGAACAGGACGACACCGUCUUAUGUCGCUUUCACUGAUGAGGAGCGUUUGGUCGGUGAUGUGGCCAUGAACCAGGUCGCCAUGAAUCCCAGCAACACUGUCUACGAUUCUAAGCGUCUGAUUGGUAAGAAAUUCAGUGAUGCCUCGGUUCAGAGUGACAUGAAGUUUUGGCCAUUCAAGGUCACUUCUGAUCCUGGUGAUAAACCCAAGAUUGAGGUCAACUACAAACGCAGGAAGGAGCAGUACACAGCUGAGCAAAUAGCGUCCAUGGUCCUUAGAAAGAUGCGUAAGACUGCUGAGGCCUAUCUUGGUACGAAAGUCAAGAAUGCGGUUGUGACCGUUCCAGCUUACUUUAAUGACUCUCAGCGCAAGGCAACUAAGGAUGCUGGGGUCAUUGCUGGUCUCAAUGUGAUGCGUAUCAUCAGUGAGCCCAUUGCUGCAGCCAUUGCUUAUGGUCUUGACAAGAAGAAGGCCAGUGUUGGCAAGAAUGUUUUGAUUUUUGAUCUUGGUGGCGGUACUCUUGAUGUCUCACUUCUUAAAAUUAAAAAUGGUAAAUUUGAAGUGAAGGCCACAGCUGGUGACGCUCACCUUGGAGGGGAGGACUUUGUUAACAUAAUGGUGAACUCCCUUGUUAAGGAGUUUAAGAGAAAGAACAAGAUGGAUAUUAGUGGGAACCCCAGAGCCCUUAGUAGGUUGAGGAGUGCUUGUGAAGGGGCAAAGAAGACACUGUCAUCCGCUAAAAAUGCCACCAUUUACAUUGACUCAUUGUAUAAGGGUGUUGACUUUCAUUCAAAAAUUUGUCGUGCUUGUUUUGAGGAGCUAAAUAUGGAACUCUUUAAAAAGUGUAUGGAGCCUGUUGAAAAGUGUUUGGGGGAUGCUAAGAUGGACAAGAGAGAUGUCGAUGAUGUUGUCCUUGUUGGAGGUUCUACUAGGAUUCCCAAGGUGCAGCAGCUGUUGCAGGACUUCUUCGAAGGAAAGAAGCUUUGCAAGAGCAUCGACGACCUAGAUGAAGUUGUUGCCUAUGGCGCUGCUAUUCAGGCUGCUAUCUUGACUGGUGAGCGUAACAAGAAGGUUCGGGAUCUGGUGUUAUCGGAUGUCAUCCCUAGGUCACUUAGAAUGGGUACCAAAGAUAAGACGACUGUUUUGAUUCGAAGAAAUACCACCAUCCCCACUAUGGAGGUGGAGUGGGAGUUCCCCUAUUCUGACAACCAUUCUAGUACCUUCAUCCCGGUUUAUGAAGGUGAGAGAACAAGUACCAGGGACAACAACUUGCUAGGCAAGUUUGAGCUUUCUGGCAUUCCUCCAACUCUCAAGGGUGAAGUUCAGAUCACUGUCUGCUUUAAAAUUGAUGCCAAUGGUAUCUUAAAUGUUGUCUCUGCUAAGGUCAAGAACAAUGGCCAGAAGAAAAAUAUCACAAUCACCAUCGACAGGGGAAGAGAUGCUGGGAAAGAAAUUAUGAUGAUGGUUCAGUAGGCGGAGAAGUACAAGGCUAAGGAUGAGGAGCACAAGAAGAAGAUCAUGGCCAACAAUGCUUUGGAGAACCAAUCAGACAACAUGAGGAUCACCAUCAAUUACAAAAACCAGAAUCCGCCAAAAAGCAGUAGUACGGAGAAAAAUCGUACUUGCCCCAAGAACCAUAAGCUCGUGCUAAAGAACAACUGCAAAAAAUGCGAGGUAGAUGAGUACACGUGUAAUGGAUGCAAGUUAGAUGGCUUUGGAAAGAGAUACAGAU
Messenger RNA from Quercus robur (English oak), 1999 nucleotides. Its product is annotated as heat shock cognate 70 kDa protein 2-like. Bases 160 to 1740 code for a protein of 526 amino acids. The record is from RefSeq and is a predicted model, not a curated record. Gene Ontology annotation, cellular component: cytoplasm. Lineage: Eukaryota; Viridiplantae; Streptophyta; Magnoliopsida; Fagales; Fagaceae. Gene Ontology annotation, biological process: protein refolding; cellular response to unfolded protein. Gene Ontology annotation, molecular function: ATP-dependent protein folding chaperone; heat shock protein binding; misfolded protein binding. The transcript has 3 exons.